AUGGCAAAAGCAGAAAGAUAUAUCAUUAUCUGCAGGUUAGUGUCUGGGAUUUCAGCAUUUUCUUUAUCUUCAGUUACAGCUGCAACUACUGUCAAGAGAAGAAAGAUCGCUGCAGUGGAUCAGAUCUUAACUAGUUUGGCCAUCUACAGAACCGAUCAGCUGCAUUAUAUUAAUAACUUCAGUACUUCCAGAUUUAUUGAUGGCUGGAAAGAUGACUUCUUUUGGCUAAUUUUCUCCCAGUGGAACCAUCUGAAGAAGAUGCAGCUCAAAGCCAAAAGCUCCGGAGAUGGCAGUGUGCGAUCUUCACUGACCAUAAAUGAAGAGCACAGCGAUGUGUUCACAGAAUCACAACCAGUGAUACGAGAGCUACAUUUCGUUUUUUGUCUUUUAAAUAUUAUUUGCUGAGACGUGAUGAGUGUUUUUCUCAGAAUUGCCACCAUGGCAAUGGUGGCAGAAAUUACUCUGGGAAGCUUUGCCAAUGUCUUCAUUGUUCUGGUGAACUUUACUGACUGCAUCAAGAGAAGAAAAAUCUCCUUAGCUGAUAGAAUUCUCACUGCUCUGGCCAUCUUCAGGAUCGGUUUUCUCUUGGUAGUGUUAAUGAAUUGGUGCUCAACUGUGUUUAAUCCAGCUUUAUUAACUAUACAAAUAAAAUUUAUUAUUUGUGUCACCUGGGCUGUAAUCAACCAUUUUAAUACCUGGCUGGCAACUAUACUCAGCAUACUGUAUUUGCUGAAGAUAGGCAAUUUCUCGAACUUGCUUUUUCUUGGCCUGAAGAGAAAAAUUAAGAGUGUCAUUGUAGUUGUUCUUUUGGGGAGUUUGGUGAUUUUGUUUCCUAAUCUGGUGAUGGGAACCAUAUAUGGGAAAAUCCAAGUAGAUGGUCACAGAGGCAACUUGACUGGGAAGCCCAAACUGGCUUAUGUCGUAAACCAUCAUACACUUUUGAUGACAUUCACUCUGAACAAUGUCAUUCCCUUUACCACAUCUGUGAUCUGUCUUCUGCUGUUAAUCUAUUCUCUGUGUAAACACCUUCAGACAAUGAAGCUUUACAGAAAAGGACCCCAAGAUCCAAGCACUACAGCCCACAUUAAGGCUUUGCAAGUUGUGAUCUCUUUUCUGCUGUUAUUUUCCAUGUUCAUUCUAUCGCUAAUCAUAUCAGGUUACAAUUAUAUGACAUCUCUGGAUGAGCCAGUCCACCUGAUUUGCCAGGUUAUUGGGACCUUGUAUCCUUCAAGCCAUUCCUUCAUACUGAUAUGGGGAAACAAGAGGAUUAAACAGGCCUUUGUGUUGGCAAUGGUGCACGUGCGACCAAGGCUCUGGCUGAAAGAAACAAAACCUUGA
Messenger RNA from Peromyscus leucopus (white-footed mouse), 1338 nucleotides. Its product is annotated as taste receptor type 2 member 136-like. The transcript has 4 exons. Gene Ontology annotation, biological process: detection of chemical stimulus involved in sensory perception of bitter taste; G protein-coupled receptor signaling pathway; sensory perception of taste. Gene Ontology annotation, cellular component: membrane. Lineage: Eukaryota; Metazoa; Chordata; Mammalia; Rodentia; Cricetidae. Gene Ontology annotation, molecular function: bitter taste receptor activity; G protein-coupled receptor activity. The record is from RefSeq and is a predicted model, not a curated record.